AUGCGAAUGCUUUGCGUACGCACACAGUUGAGUAUUCACAAGAUAAUUGGAUUUGUUCCAACAAUAUUACAAAUUGUUAUGCAAAGCAAUGUUGAUCAACCAGUUCGUCAAGCAGGGGCGAUUUAUCUAAAAAAUCUAAUUACGAACAGUUGGUCUGAUCAUGAGACCAAAGCAGGCGAGCCAAUACCUUUCUCAAUUCAUGAACAAGAUCGUGCUAUGAUACGCGGAUCAAUUGUGGAUGCGAUUGUACAUGCUCCAGAUAUAAUAAAGGUUCAGCUAGCAGUAUGCGUAAAUCACAUUAUCAGAAGUGAUUUUCCUGGGCGCUGGCCACAAGUAGUGGACAACAUCAGCAUUUAUCUACAAAAUCCAGAUGUCAAUGGCUGGAAUGGCGCGCUCCUGACUAUGUAUCAAUUAGUAAAGACAUAUGAAUACAAGCGCUCAGAAGAGCGUGUUCCUCUAAAUGAAGCAAUGAAUCUUCUUCUUCCAAUGAUUUACCAACUGAUGGUUAACUUAAUGAAUGAUCAAUCGGAACAAUCGAUGUUGCUUCAAAAGCAAAUUUUAAAAAUUUACUACGCCUUAACCCAGUACACACUGCCAUUGGAUCUUAUAACAAAAGAGACGUUUUCGCUGUGGAUGGAAAUUUGCCGGCAAAUCGCUGAAAGGCCAAUACCAGACUGCUCACAUAUUGAUGAUGAGGAAAAACCAGAAUUUCCAUGGUGGAAAGUAAAGAAAUGGGCCUUACAUAUAAUAGUACGCAUGUUUGAACGCUAUGGCAGCCCGCGUAAUGUUGUAAGUGAAAAGUAUCAGAAAUUUGCAGAAUGGUAUCUUCCUACGUUUACAUCAGGCAUUUUGGAAGUACUGUUAAAGAUUUUAGACCAGUAUCGAAAUCACAUUUACGUCUCACCUAGGGUUCUAACUGAUAUUUUGGCUUACUUAAAAAAUGCUGUGAGUCACUCAUAUUCCUGGAAAUUAAUAAAGCCUCACAUGGUCGCUAUAGUACAAGAUGUAAUAUUUCCAAUUAUGUCUUUUACCGAUGCUGAUCAAGAGCUGUGGGAGACUGAUCCACAUGAAUACUUGAGAUUAAAAUUUG
Rhagoletis pomonella (apple maggot) is the source of this 1090-nucleotide messenger RNA. RefSeq names its product importin-7-like. Gene Ontology annotation, biological process: protein import into nucleus. Gene Ontology annotation, cellular component: cytosol; nuclear envelope. The record is from RefSeq and is a predicted model, not a curated record. Gene Ontology annotation, molecular function: small GTPase binding. The annotation marks the transcript as partial. The transcript has 6 exons. Lineage: Eukaryota; Metazoa; Arthropoda; Insecta; Diptera; Tephritidae.